Molecule: messenger RNA, 2347 nt
Organism: Hypoxylon trugodes
Lineage: Eukaryota; Fungi; Ascomycota; Sordariomycetes; Xylariales; Hypoxylaceae
Product: rhomboid-domain-containing protein
Exons: 2
Coding region: 186-1805 (539 amino acids)
Biological process (GO): proteolysis
Cellular component (GO): membrane
Molecular function (GO): serine-type endopeptidase activity
Source: RefSeq, a predicted model, not a curated record
AUUCUCCCCCGAUAUCACCUUUCACAUCUCACUACGCAAGAUAUCCGAUCCUGAAACAGAGCGACUUAACGAACCAAACGCCGGGUUUCAACAACUUCAACCACCAGGAGGGCAAUAUCCGUGCUGGCCACGCUCUUUUCUCUCUUCUAUUACCUAAAGCCUGGGAUAAGGAGGGCGACGAUAUCAUGGCUGCCAACGAAUAUUAUAACGAUUCCUCGCGGCGCUAUAACACAUACGAACCGUCCUUAUCCUCUGUGAACCCGCCCUCUUAUACUUCACAGCCGCACCACCAGGAUCACCCAGGCGCUUCUACGGUAUCUCCCUUCGAGUCCGUCUUUGACGAUCACGUCUAUCCGACCAACUCACAUUCCCAUCAGACCUCCGAUUCUGCGAACACCAGUCAGCAGAACUUUGCCUAUGAUACGAGAUAUCACGGUUCUGCACCUGGCGAUGUCUCACCCGUAGGCACCGACGAUAUCCCUUUGCGCCACCAAAAUAAGACACCUGGUUUCGCUGCCGAUUCGAAUGACCAUGUCUACGAUGUCCCCGAACAAGAGGGUGGCGGCCGAGGGCUUCCCAAGCGCAACCUACUACGAUUUGGCGAGUUAGGUAUGCUGGGAUCGGAGAAGAGAAGGAUUCCAGUUAUGGUAUAUUUAUUUUCCAUCAUCCAAAUUGCCGUCUUCAUCGCCGAGUUGGUCAAGGCCGCUCAGCUCACCGGCUCCCCAAUUCAAACCCAACCCCAGUUUAACCCCAUGAUUGGUCCUUCGCAACAGGUCCUCAUUAACAUGGGCUCACGAUUUGUCCCGUGCAUGAAAAACGUCGACGGUGUGCAAAAUUACCGCGCUCCAGCCGGUUCUGAACCAGGCUUCGGAUGGCCUUGCCCUAACACCACCUCGCUUGAUCCCAAUAACGACUCGAAUAAGUGUUCUCUUUCAGAACUUUGUGGCUUUUCCGGUGUCCCCAAUCCCGAGUGGAACCCUGAUGACGGACUUAACCAGACUCCCGCACCCAACCAGUGGUUCCGCUUCAUAAUUCCCAUCUUUAUGCAUGCUGGUAUCAUCCAUAUCGGCUUCAAUUUGCUGCUGCAGCUCACCAUGGGGAAAGAGAUCGAGAGGGCUAUCGGCUCUAUUCGAUUUUUCCUCGUCUACAUGAGUGCCGGUAUUUUUGGUUUCGUUAUGGGAGGUAACUACGCUGCCGCUGGGAUCUCGUCUACAGGAGCUUCGGGAUCCUUGUUCGGAGUUAUUGCGCUGACUCUUCUCGAUCUUCUUUAUUCGUGGGGCGAGAGGCGCAAUCCCGGUAGGGAAUUGAUAUUCAUCAUCAUCGAAAUCGUUAUUUCUUUCGCCCUAGGUCUUCUACCUGGUCUGGACAACUUCUCACACAUCGGUGGAUUUAUCGUCGGUAUAUGUCUGGGGGUUAGUGUUCUCCAUUCGCCAAAUGCUCUUCGCCGCAAGAUUGGCGAGGAUCAUUUCGGGGGACCUUCCUACUCAAGUGUGGGUGGCGGUAUCACAAGUGUCGCUUUUCCUGCUUUCUACAGAAACCCUGUUGGUUUCUUCAAGGGCAGAAAGCCUCUCUGGUGGGCAUGGUGGCUCGUUCGUGCCGGUUUUCUGAUUCUUAUUAUUGUCGUUUUCAUCGUGUUGCUCAAGAAUUUCUACUCGAACCAGAACAAUUGCAGUUGGUGCAAGUAUCUAAGUUGCUUGCCCGUCAAUAACUGGUGCGAUAUCGGAAACUUGACCAUCUCGACAACCACCCAGAAACGAAGUGUUGACUUGUUUGCGCUUGACCAAGUCGCCGAUUUCUACUCAUGAAAUAGGAGCACACCUUAUUUCUCAACUGUAGUCAGCGCACGAUGGUAGACGAGCAGUGGAUUUAUGAUACCCGAACGCAGGCCUAGAAUUGGAUGAGAAUGUAUGACACCCUGCGGUAAUGAAGGACCGGUCGGGGUUGGAAUAGGGGACCAGGAUGGUGUCUGUUUGGCAGUGCGUCAAGAAAAAAAAUCAUUUAGGACAGGUGUCCUACGGCGUCAUUCAUAAUUGAAUAUAUUGAUGCGAAAUGAAAUCAACGAAUUUCCUGUAUACUGUGAUUAUAUAUGUACGUCACCAUAUUGUUAAUAAAGUUCAUAUUUCGCAUGUGAAAGUCAGUCAAGGUCUACUACUAUAUUAAAAUAGUCUAUACUAUGCCACGUCUGUAUUCCUUUGGAGUAUGUUCAUUAAGAUAAAUCUUGCAUUUUGGCUUCAAGUGUGGGCAUUGUAGGAUUCGUAUUACCACUUGCUCCUAAAUAAACUGCGAGAUGGGCAACACAUUUUUCGUCAAGGGUACUAACAGUUUAAGACAUCACUAAUAUGGGAAG